UAACCUUAACACUUACCAAAAUAAAAUAAAAAAUAUUAAAUGGUUUCAACAAACACGUGUCAAGUUUUUUCCGGCGGUGUACGUUGCCCAAGCGUGCUUACAUUGGCCCGGUCGUUGCUGUUCACUGCAGCUUCACCUGCUCUUUUAUUUCUCGCCAACUCGUUCCAACCAUUCUUCACUUUUUUAUAUAUUACUUAAUCACUUUAUUCAAGUUGUCCCCAAUAAUGGGAUCAUUUUUUCUUUCUUUCUGGAAUUGGACUUAUUCACCUAAUGCUUGUAGUCAUGAAAUUUCCACGACUAACCUAUAAAGAAAUAGAUGAUGAUGAUAUAUCCAUUGGUUUCAAUAAUUCAACCAAUUAUAGAGAGUCUUUACAUCUAUAUAUAAAACCCUCAACUAAUUGUUCAGACAAGUCAAAGUGAUCAUCCAUCCACUUUACUAAAAAGUUUAUUCCCGGUUGGAUUUACAAAAAAAAAUGGCUUGGUUUGUUUCCCAAGAUGUUGCGGCUGAGAAAGUUGACGCCAUGAGGAGGUUCGAGAGAACGAGAUACUUGUGGAAGUUUCUUCCAGUGGUUGAAGCUUUUGUCGUCGUGUUACUUCUCCUCUCUUGGUUGACGCCGUCUCUUUCCGUGGGUGAGUACCUCCAGCGGAUUCUUUCCGGUGGUUGGACCGGUGGUGUAUUCAUAUUCGUCAUUGUGAACGUUCUCAUCGCCCUUAUUUUCUCCUUAUCUAACCACCACCAAAAAGUAACCGAACCCGAUCUGUAUUUUCAAUCCGUUUCUUCCUCCGAAACCACCAAUACUCUCGGUGGUUUAUCCUCCGCAACCACCACCACUCCUCUCGGUGGUUAUUCUUCCUCCUCCGCCGUCGUCUCUAAACCGCCGGAGUCAGAAAACGAAGAAAAGACUUCAGGUGAAAAGUCAGGGACGGACUUGAGCUCCGUUACACUAACCGCCGAAGAGGCUCGACCGGUGAGGCGAGAGAUGGUCCGGGCGGCCAGUUCCGUGGAGGAGACAGCUCAUGUCAUAAGAAGGAAGAAUGAAAUGACUUUUCUGCCCCCAAUCGCUACUGAGAGUAGUAGUGAUCAUCAGGUUUACAGGAGGUCGAGAUCAGAGAGGCUUGAUGUGCGGGGAGAGUUUCGUAGGAGCAUGAGACGGUUGUGUGACAUGGAUGAUCUGAGUAGUGAUGAGUUUAGAUCGACGGUGGAGACAUUUAUAGCGGGGAAGAAGAAGAUGCUGUUGAAGGAAUGGAUGAAGCCGUGAAAUAUUACUAGGAACACGACUUCUACCAGAGGCUUUAACGUUUCAUUUUGGAUACAUCUAUCUAUGUAUAUAUAUAAAAAGAUGUUGCUGAUCAUCCUGUGAUGCCACGUGGAAAGUCUUUCAAUAUAGGGGCGACGCGUGUCCUCAUCUCUGCCCCCAAGCCGGGCUUAAUUUUGUUUAAUACAUUCUCUAUUGUUUGGGCUUCGGUUAGCAUUAGAGGAAAAGAUCCGUUCUCUGGUGAGAGACUAACCCUAAAUCACGUUUUCAGCAGGUCGUCGCCUCCGCACUGGCUUGACGUUUCCGGUACCUUCCGCAGAGAAACGAUUCAGCCUUUACUCCCAUUGAUUGGUACUUCCACUAUGUGUCUUCAAUGCUAUCCUUGCGUCUCAGAGGCGGUGGGGUUUUUGCGUAUAAAUAGAUGUCAGAUCUCUCAUCCUCAACUCAUCCAAUCUUUGUUGCUUAUUACUUAUAUAGAUUCUGCUUCAGUUUAGUCAUGUCUACUCCGAGAGUUUUCUUCUCAGACCUCAAGUCCGGAAAGUGCUCAUCCGCUGUUGAGGCUCGGCUUCUGCGGUUCUGGGAGGAAAUAUUAAAAUAUAACCGACGGAUCUAUCCUCCGCCUCCGCUGCAUAUGCCGGUUAAGGAAACCGGGAAUCUACAAAGUGCCGUAAUCGCCAGCGUACCUUCUCCGCUAACAACCUCAGCUGAAGCCGGAGGAAGAACCCUCCCGUCGGCGAACAAUGCUCUUUCCGCCACCGCACCCUCUAGCUCCACCUCGGCGGAGCCAUAUACAGCUUCGUCUCCAGACCUCCUUUCCACAUCCAAAUACUCUCCGAGCGAUGACCACCGUCUACAAUCUCUGGACCCACGGUGCAUCCUGUUUCCGUCGUCGUCGUCGUCUCGGCAAAAUCGCCACCACUUGCGACGGCGAUGCCGCUCAGCCGAGUUCGGAGGAGGGCGCUUCCUCAGGUUGCGUCUUGCUGUGUUGGAGAUUCUGCAACAACUUAAAGAGUUUCCCAUUGUUUUUCUUACCAACCUUGAAAUAGACACACUCUGCAUUGACACACAAACCGCCAAGGUUACUUGGAAGAGUAGAUGGUUCCAGUCUGCUACUCGGUGAUUUGAAGGUGGGAUGUUGUAUCUCCACCGUUGAAGUACGUCUCUUGAAAUUCUGGGAGACUCGCUACGUUAAGAAAUUCGGCGAGCUUAUAGGUGCUGAUAUGCUCUUCUUCAACGCAAAGACAACCCUUAUGCAUGGAACCGUUGACCCUAAACAGUUUGAAAACACGCCAAGGGGUCUCAUCAUUUACAUGUAUCGGAUACAAACGCAAUCGGUGUUCUUAGGUUGACAUUACUUUCAUAUUGUUCAUAUUAUCAAGCAUCACCAAAGUUCUUCCUUCUCCCCGUUGAACUAACAACUUAUAUGGAUUACGUCUUCAAGAUACCGUGUGGAGCCUGCUGUCCCAGAUAAUACUAAAGAAGUUUUCAGAUUCACCUCUGAUAUUCACAUUCAACCACAUCGAACUAUGAUAUCCGACAUGGCUUCUUUUACAUGUGCGAAUCACCGGCUACAGAAACUCGAUGACACCUCAGUAUCUUAUCUUCUCGGCACUCAAAAGGCUGAGAAAUACCAUAGUUUCGUUGGUGAAAGGUAAUUCCAAAGUGGUAGAUGGAAUCAGUAGUGUUCUUUUAAUAUGUUCAGCCAUGUGUAUAUAGAAGAAAGCUUACAGUACGCUUUAGGGUUGCUGCAUUUUCUCUGUGUGAAGUUGCUUAGUAGAGAAGAAGAUAGAGAGUGAAAAGAGCUUGACACAAUGUUAGUCUCGCUUCUGAGAAUACACCUGAUAAUAGGGCGAGAGACUGGUGAAGAAAGAACUAAAGAUAAAGGGAAGAAGAUCGAGUGCGCAAGAGAAUUGCUUCAACCUAUGUAGACGUACCAUGCCUAAAGAUUUCACAUGGUGCGCAAGAGAAUUGCUUCAACCUAUUCAUAUGAAUAGAUAGUAUGGGAAAAAGAUUGUUUGGAGUUGUGGUGUGUUGUAAUAUACAUUCGAGAUGAGACCUGAGAUUUUGUAAUGUUAUGAUUGUCAUAUUAUGGGAAUACAUUGACUUACCACUUAUAUUUCAGUCCUUUUUCAGUC
Molecule: messenger RNA, 3391 nt
Organism: Brassica napus (rape)
Lineage: Eukaryota; Viridiplantae; Streptophyta; Magnoliopsida; Brassicales; Brassicaceae
Exons: 3
Coding region: 474-1259 (261 amino acids)
Source: RefSeq, a predicted model, not a curated record